Molecule: messenger RNA, 4090 nt
Organism: Paramecium pentaurelia
Lineage: Eukaryota; Ciliophora; Oligohymenophorea; Peniculida; Parameciidae
Source: the annotation of a GenBank genome assembly
AUGGAUGAUGCUUAUUCUCAUUAAGCUUCAACUCCCUUAGAUCGAAAUCGUAUAUCCAAAUUAGAAACCAUGAGGAAUGAAAACAUGAACUUUGUUGAGUAUUCUUAAUUACUUAGUCUAUAGCUCUAACGAUGUGAUAGUGGAGUACUACAAAAAUCAGUACAUAAUUUUAUUAUUACUAAAGAUAAGCAAGUGGAUUGGAUCGUUAUUUUCUUGAAAUAGAAUCUUGGUUGGAAGAAGAUAAAACUCUACACACUAACACACCUUUAGUUCUAGAAGCAGAUGAUGGAAUUGGUAAGAAAACGCUUUUAGUAAAAUGGAUGGAAUAUCAUGCUAGAAAUAAAAAAGGAGUAAGAUUAUAGUGAAUAAUAGCGAUAUCCUGAUUUCAUAAUUCCACAUUUUGCCACUUAAUCAGGCAAAAAUAGCAAUUAUUAUUAUGCCAUCUAUAGAAUUCUUAUUAAAUUAAGAGAAGCACUCAAUAUAAAAUAAAAAGUAGAAUUAUUAGAAGAGAAGUUAAGAAGAUAUUUCUAAUAUUGGUUAGAAAUUUGUAGUAGAUAAUUGGAAUAAUAAAUUAUAAAUGGUGCUCCAAUCAUUUAUGAUAAAGUAUCAUACUUAUUUUAUUGAUCUAGGUUAUUUUAGUAUUUGAAGGAAUAGAUAAUUUUAGAGAAAUACUGGAUAUGCAUAGAGAAGCUAAUGUAAACUUUUGGUUGCCAAAAUAUUUCCCAUCUAAUAUCAAAGUUAUUGUAACUGCUGAAAGAUAAUCAGCAUCAAUGAAAUUGUUGAAGCCUGAUUGUCAUGUAAUACCUAUUGUAUCUGACAAAAUUGUAAUGAAAUAGACAGUCAAUCAUCAUUUAGGGAAACAUCUUCUUAUUUAAGUAUUUUUAUAUUAACUUAUAAGAAUCCUUAAAAUAUCUUAGAUAUAUUCAUACAAUUAAGUUAUAAAGUGAGAAAUCAACCAGUUUUUGUUAGAUCUUACUUUUCUGUAUUCAUUCCAUAUCCAUCAGAAGGUGUUGUAGAAUAAGAGGAAAUUGAUUAAAGUAUUGUUGAAUAAAUAUUGUAACCACUUAAUUUGAAUCAUUUCAAAUCUAUGAAAAUAGUUGAAGAUUUAUUUGCAUUUCAAUUAGAUUACUUUUCAUAAGCAAAUAUUAUGGAAAUUCCUAAAUUUAAAAAAGUACUAUUAGUAUUAGCUUUAACAUAAAAAGGAUUAACUUAUCCAGAAAUUGAAAGUGUUUGUAAUAUUACUAUCAAAGAAUGGAAAUUAUUUUUAGUUUUCUUUAAAGUAUAUAUUAUGAUACAUAAAGAAUUAUGGAUAAUUCAUAAUGAAAUCUUUAAAAAAGUAAUCAUAAAUACAUAUUAUAUUGAUGUUAAAGAAAUGUUAGAAUUACAUGAUAAUAUAGCUACAACUAUUGAUAAGAUUACUCCAAAUUCCAUUAGAAAAUUAGAAGAAUAAACAUUUUAAUUAUAUAGUGCUAAAAACUAUUUCUCCUUAAAAGAAGUAAUAAGUAUUAUUGAAAACUUUUUACUACUUUUUAAUCCUUCAAAUAAAUAUGAUUUAUGUAGAUAUUGGUAAUCUCUUGAAGAGAAUGGAUUUGAUCCUGUUUUAGAAUACAAUAAAGCUGUUGAAGGUUUUCAAAUUCAUUAUCAUCCUUCAUCUGAAGAUAUGUUCAGAAUCAUUUUAUAAAUAUCAAGAUUUCUUAAAGAAUUUGGUGAUUUUGAAACUAGAAACACUCCAAUAUUUAGACAUCCUCCAAUCAUAGGUGUAUUGAGUGACUUAUAUGAUAUUGGAUUACUGUAAGAAAUACUCAAAUUAGAUCUUUAUUAUGAUAAAGCACCUGAAUUAAAAGAGUUUGAUCCAGCUAAACAUUUAAAACGUGUUGCUAAACCAAAAACAGCUCCAGUAUUAUCUAAAAUGGAAUCACUCAAUGUAGAAAUACAAUAAAAUAGAUAAUUAAUCAGAACACAUUAUCUUUCAUUAUUGUCUAAACCCUUUGAGCAAACAGAAAAUGAAGAAGAAAACCCUGAUAAUUUGGAUUAAUUGGCUGAAGAACUUAAUCAAAGAUUAAAAAAAAUCAUAUAAUAAAAAGAAGAUAAUCUAUCUUAAGAUUAAUUGUAAUCAAAUGAAAGAGAAUCUACAGAUUAUUAUUAUAAGAGAUGGAUUUGGAUAUAAUUUCCUUGGGCUUGUAUGAGUAUUGAUAAGAAUUGUGAUUACUCUACUGUUAUUAAAUAAUGUUUCUCUUCUGCAACAGAUUAUAUGAGUGUUGAAGAUGAGAAUGCAUUUACAGAAUCAGCACUUAAAAUUGCAUUUGAAGCUAAAAGAAAACGAAAAGAGAUGUAUGAAUAAAAAUAAGAAUAAGAAACAAAAUUGCAACUUAUUCCAUAAAUUCCUGUAUUGUAAUAAAAGGGAUAAGAGGAAGUUUUGAAAAAAUAAAAAAGAGAAUAAAUUGAAUUUAAUACUAUUUCAAGUUCAAGAUACCUUAGAUCAUCUGCUGUUAUCUUACCUUCAGUAUCUAAUAGUAAGGAUUUGAUGAUUAAAAAAUAAGAUUAAUCCUAUGAUAAUCACAAGAAUAAUUAGAUGUUUAUAACUUCAGAUUUUAUAGAUUCAAAUUAUCUUAAUGAAGAAUCUAAAAUAAUUAAUUUAAAUUAAACUACUAUAACAAAUGAUGGUAAAUAGACUAUGCAAAUACUUGAUUAAUUAAAGAAAUAAAAAAGUAAAAUGAGAUAAUUUCCUUCAAAUUCAUUAUCUCAUGAAGUAUAUAAAAUUACUGAAAUAUUUCCUAUUGUAAAAGGAAAUAUACAAUAACAUUCAACAGCUUAAUUAAAUUUGUUAUAAAAUCAAGCAAGAAUGAUGAGAUAAAAAUUGAAUUAAAUCAUCUAUGAUAAUUUAUAACUAGCUCAAACUUAUAAGAUGUUAAAGAUAAUGGAUUUCAAUAAAGGAUAUUUAAAAAAAGAAAUGAAUAAUUUAGAAGAUUUAAAAUAAUUAUAAAAAGAUCUUAAAUAAUAAAUAGAAAGAGCAGAAAAAGAAUUAAAGAAAUCUUGUAAAACAAAAAUAAGAGUUAAGAAAAUAUUGAAAGUAUGUAGAGAUAAUAAGUAAUAAAAUGAAGAAUAUAUUCGAUUUUUAAAUUAUUUAACAAGAAACUUUGCUAAAUUGAUUAAAUUUGAAGAAUUAGAAAUUAAAAAAAGUUAAGAAAAUAUCCAAUUAGCUAAACGUCAAUUUGAUGAAUUUUUAAGAAUAUAUCAUUAAAAGAGAUAACAUUAAACAACAUUGUUACUUCAAAUAAAAAAUAGUUUAAAUGAAAAAUAACAUUUAGAUAAAUUAUUUUAAAUUAGUGAUUAAUAGAUUACCUAUAAAGCUAAUGAUUCUAUUUAAAAAUUAAGGAAACGAUUGAAUAAAAAAGAGGAUGAAACAAAAAACAAAAAGAAUAAAGAAACAUAGGAAAAGGAAGAAAAAUUAUAAAGAGAAAAAUUAAUAAAUUUAGAAUAAUCAUAUUAAAAGAUUAAAAGAGUAUUUGACAUCAAAAAUAAUGAUUAUAAUGAGAAGAAAGAAUUUAUAGAUUUUAUGGAUUAAAAAGAAAGAAAAAGUACAUAUGAAAUUCAAUUGUCAACAAGUAGAUAAUAAUUAAGUGAAGUAUUGGAUUUAAAUAGAAAAUUAAAUGAAUAAGCUAAAACUUAUGAAAAUGCUUAUUCAUCUCUUAAUUUGAAUUAAAAAGAAAUUAAAAUAGAUGGUAUCUUUUUUAAUUUUAUUAAAUUUAGAUUAAACUUAAGAAAAAAAAUAAGUUAUUAAUAUUUAGUUGUAAGAAUUAUAACUUAAAAAACUUAUGGUUUUAUAGGCUCGAUUGACAAGUUCAUUAGAUUUAAUUGGUAAGAAGUGUGGAGUAUAGGAGCAUGAUGAUGUAAUUUAAAUUUAGAUUAUUAAAAGAUUUCUAUAAUUUUAAAUGAGAGAAGACAAUUUAUAAUUAAAAAUUAAGGAUAGACAGAUUAUUAAUAGAUUGUAGAAGAGAAUUAUGACAUUAAACCCUUGUUAAAAUAAUAAGCACCUUUUUAUUUUCCUAAAAGAUAUAUUAUUAAUGGUAGUAAUAAUAUAGAUUAAUGA